AUGAAGAGCUUAGUAAAUAUUUCUGGUACUGGUAAGAAAGUCCUCGGAUCAGAGCUUUUCUAUGCAACAUCUGAUCUUGGAAAAAUAUUGGGGUGUUUUAAUAGUUGCAUUCAGGCUCAUAAACUAAUUGUUAUGAAUGAAACAGGUAUGUUUAGUGAAGAUUGGAAUAAAUAUAAUGAUCAUCUUAAAUCACUUAUCACAGAAGAUUAUUUAACAGUUGAAUGUAAAGGUACUGAACCAAAAGUCAUAAAAGAUUAUGCUGGAUUUAUGGUAUUAAGUAAUCAUGAUGCUUCACUCUGGAUAGAAAUGGGUGAUCAUCAUAUCGUGUGUUUCGAUGUAUCUUCCUGUUAUAAAGGUAACAUGGUAUAUUUUAAGAAUUUGGCCAAAGAACUCGAACACCCUAACGCACCAAAUGUAGUUAUGGCUUAUUUACUCAGUCUUGAUAUCUCAGAUUGGAAUCCACAAGAUAUUCCUGCUACUAAAAUGAAAACAGAUAUAAUAAAUGGUGAAAAUCCAUUUACUAACAAAAAAUUUGGAAAAACUCCUCCAACAAUUGGUAUAGAAUGCAAGCAAGCACGAAUCAAUGGAAAAAGAGACUGGGUUUAUACCCUUGAUCGAUCCAAAAUCAUGAGAAAACUACGCGAAUCGGGUAUCGAUAUAGAAGAAUUUUCCAACACACCUCAAGGCAAGAUAUCCUCCAACGCGUCCACAGAUAUCCCUGUAUUUAACGUAUCUGAAAUUGUAGAUCCAAAGGGUAAGGAAAUAGUAUCCACCCCUCCUACUACUAACAUGACCCAGGAUCUCUUCAAUUCUAAAACAAAUGAAAGUUUAGUUGCUUCAUCAUUCAAGUCUAUCGAUAUAUCUCCACCACCCGAGAUCAUACACGUAGAACUUGUGGACGAUAAAUCCGAACCAGUUUCUGAGAUCAUUAAACCGGUAAAUGAUAAAGUUGAAUCUUCAGAAAUUAUCGAAUUGAUAAAUGAUCCCGAAAUCUCCCCCGACUUAUCUGUAAACAAUGAACCAAAAACCAUCAACGAAGAGCAACGAGAAAUACGAUUAAGACAAAAAGCUAUCGAACUUGGUGAGAAUCCAGAUAAGUUCAUUACUAUUACUGAAAAAGAUAGGGAUUUGGCGAGAAUUUAUUAUGAUAAAAUAAUGGCAGAUGUGAAAAUAAUUGAAUUUGCACGAAGUGAUGGGGUCGAUUCAGAGAACUAUAUGAAACUGUCUAGAUGA
Molecule: messenger RNA, 1233 nt
Organism: Cetraspora pellucida
Lineage: Eukaryota; Fungi; Glomeromycota; Glomeromycetes; Diversisporales; Gigasporaceae
Source: the annotation of a GenBank genome assembly